Messenger RNA from Ziziphus jujuba (common jujube), 864 nucleotides. RefSeq names its product adenylate isopentenyltransferase 5, chloroplastic. Gene Ontology annotation, cellular component: mitochondrion. The transcript has a single exon. Gene Ontology annotation, molecular function: tRNA dimethylallyltransferase activity. The record is from RefSeq and is a predicted model, not a curated record. Gene Ontology annotation, biological process: tRNA modification; cytokinin biosynthetic process. Lineage: Eukaryota; Viridiplantae; Streptophyta; Magnoliopsida; Rosales; Rhamnaceae. The coding region runs from base 1 to 864 and encodes 287 amino acids.
AUGAUGAAGAACUCCAAUGGUGUCCACUACAAUCCCACCAAAAAGAAGAAGGUUUUGUUCAUAUUGGGUGCAACAGCAACAGGAAAAUCCAGACUUUCCAUAGAUAUUGCAACCCAUUUCCCAGCACAAAUAAUCAACUCAGACAAAAUCCAAGUCUACAAAGGUUUUGACAUAGUCACCAACAAAAUGCACGAAUCCCAACGUCGAGGAGUUCCACAUCAUUUGCUAGGGUUUAUAUCUAACCCAGAUGCAGACUUCACAGUGCAUGAAUUUUGUCACUACGUGGAAACCACCAUCAAUGAUAUCACACAACAUGGAUGCAUUCCCAUCAUUACUGGUGGAUCAAACUCGUACAUCAAAGCACUCGUAGAAGAUUCUGACAUCAACUUUCGGUCUAAAUACGAUUGUUGUUUCCUUUGGGUAGAUGUCUCGUUACCGGUAUUGUUCGAGUACAUAGGAAGAAGGGUUGAUCAAAUGGUGGAAGAUGGCUUAGUUGAGGAGAUUAGAGAGAUGUUCAAGCCGGGAGCAGAUUAUUCUAGAGGUAUUCGUCGUGCUAUAGGUAUCCCCGAGUUGGAGAAGUAUUUCUUGGUGGAGAAGAAAUUGAAUGAGGAUUUGGGUGGUGAUUAUAAGGAAGCAUUGCUUAGGGUUGCAAUUGAAGAAACCAAAAUAAAUACUUGUAAGUUGGUUUUUCGUCAAUUGGAAAAGAUUCAUAGGAUGAAGAAUGAGCUUAGUUGGGAAAUGCAUAGGAUUGAAACAACUGCUGUAAUUGAGAAAUAUGGAAAAGAGAGAACUGAGGAAUUGUGGAACAAACUGGUGUUGAAACCAAGUUUGGAGAUUAUGGAUCGUUUUCUCAAAAGGGAUUAA